Ylistrum balloti is the source of this 3234-nucleotide messenger RNA. Its product is annotated as kinesin-like protein KIF28. Gene Ontology annotation, molecular function: microtubule binding; microtubule motor activity; ATP hydrolysis activity. The transcript has 27 exons. The coding region runs from base 1 to 3234 and encodes 1077 amino acids. The record is from RefSeq and is a predicted model, not a curated record. NCBI's taxonomy places the organism in Eukaryota, Metazoa, Mollusca, Bivalvia, Pectinida, Pectinidae. Gene Ontology annotation, cellular component: microtubule; kinesin complex. Gene Ontology annotation, biological process: cytoskeleton-dependent intracellular transport; microtubule-based movement.
AUGCCAGAGGAAGGGGUAAAGGUUGCGGUCCGGGUGCGGCCCUUCAACCAAAGGGAGAAGGAUCGCAAGGCCCACCUUAUGAUAAAAAUGUCAGGUCAGAUGACCUCAAUAUCCAAUCCAGAAAAUCCAAAUGAAGAGCCAAAAAAGUUUUCAUUUGAUUAUUCUUACUGGUCCCAUGAUGGAAUGGUGGAGUCAGCAGAUGGUGUAUUUGAGGCCACACCUGGGUCAAACUAUGCCAGUCAGCGUAAAGUGUUUGAGGAUCUUGGUCAAGGUGUACUUGACAAUGCAUUUGAAGGUUACAAUUGUUCACUGUUUGCCUAUGGCCAGACAGGUUCUGGAAAGUCCUACUCCAUGGUUGGAUAUGGCGCAAAUCGGGGUAUUGUACCUAUUACCUGUGAUGAAUUAUUUAAAACUAUGGCAACAAAUACAGAUACAAACAAGAGAUUUGAGGUGACAUUUUCCAUGUUGGAGAUCUACAAUGAACAAGUACGGGAUCUCCUUUCUCGUGAAAAUCCAAAGGGAGGUCUGCAAGUCCGACAAAACCCCAAACUAGGACUAUUCUAUGUGGAAGGUCUCAAGAAAGUCCCCGUUGGCAGCUACGUAGAAAUUGAAAAAAGAAUGGAUCAAGGAACGGCCAAUCGUACAGUGGCCUCUACAAACAUGAACGCUACAAGUAGUCGUGCUCACACAGUUGUCUCUAUUACAUUUGACCAAAUCAUCAAGAGUGAAACCGGAUCUGAGACCAAGAAAAGCAGUGUCAUGAAUCUGGUGGAUUUGGCUGGAUCCGAGCGAGCAGACAGUACGGGAGCAACAGGUGACCGACUUAAAGAGGGUGCUAAUAUCAAUAAGUCUCUAUCUGCUCUGGGUAAUGUAAUAUCAGCAUUAGCAGAUUUAUCAACAGGUUCCAAAAAGAAAAUAGUCGUCCCCUACAGAGAUUCAGUACUAACGAAGCUACUACAGAAUGCUUUGGGUGGGAACAGUAAAACAAUAAUGAUAGCAGCAUUGUCGCCAGCUGACAUUAACUAUGACGAGACAUUAUCAACACUACGCUACGCAGACCGGGCAAAGAAAAUUAAAAACAAGGCUGUCAUCAACGAGAAUCCUAUGGACAAACUUAUCAGAGAACUUAAGGAGGAAAACGACAGGUUGAAGAAGGCUAUGGAGUCUGGUGGGAUGAUAGAAGGAUCUGCGGGGAUGAGUCCAGAAGAGAUAGAGCGAAUGAAGAAAGAGAUGGAGGAAGAGAUUCGUGCUCAACUGAUGGCUAACCAAGCCAUGUUGUCCGAGAAUGACUCCAAAGAAGACUGGGAUGCUAAGUUGAGGGCUGCUCAGUCAGAAACAGAUGAACUGAAGGGCGGAGGAUCACAGAGCACACGCAGAUCAAAGGAGCCUUAUUUAAUUAACCUUAACGAGGAUCCCAUGUUGUCAGGCGUCAUCUGUCACUUCCUUGAUACAGAGAAGACAACAGUGGGACGCAAGGAUGCCCAACCCAUACCAAAUGUGUGUCUCAGUGGUCUUAGUAUUCAAAAACUACAUGCAAUAAUAACAAAUAAAAAUGGUAAAAUAGAAAUAUCACCUGCUCCAGGAAGUGCAUCAAAGACCAAGGUGAAUGGCCUCCCUCUCAGUGACAAAAAGGAGCUCUCUCAUAAAGACAGAAUCCUGUUUGGAUCUAAUCAUAUGUAUGUGAUGAUGAUCCCUAAACACACAGACACUGCUGACAAUACCUUGCCGAAUGUCAUUGACUGGGACUUUGCUCAGAAAGAAAUUGCUGAAAUCAAAGGAUUCGCUACACAUUCUUUAGGUCUUACAAAAGAUCAGCUGAUUGCUCAGGAACAGGUUCUUGAGAUGCUGCCGAUGGUGUCGGAGGUUAACGCAGUGUCAGAGGAGCUGGACAAAAGGAAAUCAUUUGAGGUGGUGUUAAUAUCAGCAGCAGCACAGGAAGGAGUGGACGUGAGCUCCAACAAUGGAACAAGAUAUGAUGAGGGGAGCUCAGUGAGAGUUAUGGUGAAAAUGACCAACUUGCUCAAUGGUAACACAUGGCUGUGGCAGCGCGGUAAAUUCCUCAACAGGAGAUAUCUCAUACAGGAUUUGUACCAACGAUUUCUCGAUGGAGAUGAUUUAUCCAAAGUUUCCAAGGAAGAGGAUCCGUUCUGGGAACCACCCGAAGAGGUCCUCAUUGGAACAGCAAACGCUUUCCUCCAGUCCCUGUCCUUUGCACUGGAUUUUGAUGAUCAGCUUAUUAUCACAGACUACAAAGGCCAGGAGGAGGGAACUCUAGAUGUGAGAGUGGCACCGUGUGAUGCCAAAGGGAAACCUGCAGAUGAUGAAUCAUUUGUUGAGGAUCCUAGUGAACUACUCAAUAAACCUUUCUAUUUCAAGGUAUUUGUGAAAAAAGCAGAAAUUAACAAGUCCAGAUUUUCCAGAGGAAUACGUGUGCAGUUUUCACUACCAUUUCCAAACAAGAAGACUGAAUUGGCACAAACUCAAAUUAUUAAAAACACACUAAGUCCGGAUUUUGACUUUUCCAAGGUCAUAACUAUAAACAAAGUACACAGUGACCAUUUAAAGUUUUUAGAAAAUGGAUGUUUGACUUUCUAUGUGUUUGGUAUGCAAGAAGAUACACGGCCAGAACCCAACCUGUCAAAGCUCACAACAAAGGAAUUAAGACAGCGAAACAAUAUGAAGGAAAAUGCUGACACCACAGUACGUAGAAAGACAUUGUUUGGUAAUGACAUCGCCUCAGAUCAGUCCCACCUAAAGGCCGAGGUGGUAUUACUACAGAGAAAACAUGACAGACUCGUACAGAAGGAAAGACGAAUACAGGAAAUCUGUAAAGAGUGGGAGAAGAAGCAGGAAGGAGAACGUGAGUUUGAACCAUUUUAUCGGGCUGUCUCAGCAGCUGCCUUCAGUACAGGGACAAGGCUUAAGACACGGGUACAAAUGCUUAACCAGAUGUUACGGUUACAAAGAGCAGUUAAAAUGGAUGACUCUAGCGUUUCCCCACAAUUAAAUCCCCCUGUGCUACCCCCAAUCCUUCGGACAAGUGCUGCUCCUGGCAGUAUCUCUCGACAGAAAACCAUGGACCCUUCCAUCGUUUUACAAGGUCAAAAAUUUGUGCGCUCUUUGAAAACAGGAAGUGAUCUUACAAACAACAAGCCCACAGGAGGCGGGCAGCAGCGACCUACUUCUGCAGGAGGGAACACAAGUAACGGCAGCAAGGCGUGUGUCAUCCAAUAA